Arabidopsis arenosa is the source of this 1050-nucleotide messenger RNA. Lineage: Eukaryota; Viridiplantae; Streptophyta; Magnoliopsida; Brassicales; Brassicaceae. The record is from the annotation of a GenBank genome assembly.
ACUCAAUUAGAAGCUGUUUUGAGUAACACAAGUUAGUAGUAAGUAAGCUUAUAUAAACAAUGGGAACGAGCGAAGACAAGAUGCCAUUUAAGCCUACCAAACCAACGUCUUCGGCUCAGGAAGUUCCUCCCACACCGUAUCCAGAUUGGUCAAAUUCAAUGCAGGCUUAUUAUGGCGGAGGAGGUACUCCAAAUCCUUUUUUCCCAUCCCCAGUUGGAUCUCCAAGUCCUCACGCUUAUAUGUGGGGCGCUCAACACCAUAUGAUGCCGCCUUAUGGGACCCCAGUACCGUACCCAGCAAUGUAUCCCCCGGGAGCAGUCUAUGCUCAUCCUAACAUGCCCAUGCCUCCUAAUUCUGCUCCAACCAACAAGGAGACUGUGAAGGACCAAGCUUCUGGCAAGAAGCCAAAGGGGAGCUCGAAAAAAAAGGGUGAAGGAGGUGACAAAGCGCUCUCUGGUUCAGGGAACGAUGGUGUCUCUCAUAGUGAUGAAAGUGUCACAGCGGGUUCAUCUGAUGAAAAUGAUGACAAUGCCAAUCAACAGGAACAAGGUUCAGUUAGAAAGCCGAGCUUUGGACAGAUGCUUGCGGACGCAAGUUCUCAAAGUACUACUGGUGAAAUCCAAGGUUCGGUGCCCAUGAAGCCGGUAGCCCCAGGGACUAAUCUGAAUAUCGGGAUGGACUUAUGGUCUUCCCAAGCUGGUGUACCUGUGAAGGAUGAACGAGAGCUCAAGAGGCAGAAGAGGAAACAGUCUAACCGUGAAUCCGCUAGGCGGUCUAGAUUGCGGAAGCAGGCGGAAUGCGAACAACUUCAACAGAGAGUAGAGAGUUUGUCGAACGAGAAUCAAAGCCUGAGAGAUGAGCUACAAAGACUCUCAAGCGAAUGUGAAAAGCUCAAGUCUGAGAACAACUCAAUCCAGGAUGAGUUGCAGAGAGUGCUUGGAGCAGAGGCUGUAGCUAAUCUAGAGCAGAAUGCUGCUGGGUCGAAAGAUGGUGAAGGAAAAAAUUAACACGUAGGAAACAUGGAAUUUUAUAACGGAUUAUUGUGAUUUU